CCUCAUGCAGUAUCAGCUGAAUGAGGCUGCCAAAAGUAAUGUAAUCUGUUGCUCUGGACCACCUCUCCAAGCAGUCUUUUCCUCACUUGCUAAUACAUCACACCUUUGAUCUCGUCUUCUCUGCCACGCAGGAAAUGCACGUUGGUAACUCACAGGUGGUCAAGAUGAGGUAUGCAGUGAUAGCAGCAAUGGUAGUGAUGGCAGCCACGGGAGCAGCCACAGAUAGUGAAGCGGGAGAGAGGCCAGUGGUUGCCACACAGGAUGGAAGGAUUGCUGGUUUCAAGGAGUUCUCCACUGAAGGAAAACCAUUUUACUCCUUCCAUUCUAUUCCAUUUGCUAAGCCACCUAUAGGAAAGCUUCGACUCAAGGACCCAGUUGGUGGUGAUGGGUGGGAGGGAGUGAGGGAUGGGUCCCAAGAGCCUCCACUCUGCUCCCAGGUAACCCCGGAGACAGUCACUUCCAGUCAUCCAGUUUACGAGGGAGACGAAGACUGUCUUUACCUCAGCAUCUUUACCCCCAAGCCUGGUGAGCCUGAAGCCCAACUUCCAGUGAUGGUCUUCAUUCAUGGAGGAGCCUUUUUUUACGAGGGAAUAAGAAAAUUUUCGCCAUAUGUAUUCCUGAAUGAAGAUGUAGUCUUAAUUUUUAUCCAGUACCGUCUUGGUAUUCUUGGUUUUCUAUCAACAGGAGACUCUGUGAUUCCUGGUAAUUUUGGGCUGAAAGACCAGACAAUGGCUCUUCAGUGGAUACAAAGAAAUGUUUACAAUUUCGGAGGAGACGCUAGCAGAGUCACUAUAUUUGGAGUGAGUGCUGGCGCAGUCUCAGUACAUUUCCACAUUUUGUCUCCACACAGUCAAGGCUUGUUUGCUCGAGGUAUUAUGCAGUCCGGCACAAUGUUUGGUCCCUGGGCAUUGGGAGGACAAUUCAAGGAGGUCGCACAGUACACCGGAAAGCUUUUCGGAUGUCCAGAUGGUGGAGAAGUGGAGAGUGAGUCACAGAGCAACAUUCUCCUUACUUGUCUCCAGGGCGUCAGUGUUGAAAAUCUGACUAUGUCCUUGACACAAUAUUAUAAAAGUGUGUUUCACCCUCUGUUGCUGGGUCCACGUGUAGAUGGUGACUUCCUUCCAGCUGAACCUGAAGUGUUGAUGACUCAGGGCAAACACAGCACUGUGGACAUUAUAUCUGGAGUCAAUUCUCAUGAAGGCGGCAUUUUUGCAUUCUAUCUCUACGCCAGUGAGUCUGCAAAAUCAGAACUUCUGAACAACGUCGACAAGAUCUGUCCAGCGACACUUUACUUAGAACAUGAGACUAAACCUGUGGAACUUGCCACCAAGAUCUAUGGCCAGUAUGUUGGAGGUGUUCGAGUUAACUUGGAAGAUGCAGACAUUAUCUGUCAGAUGUUUGGUGAUCGCCUCUUUAAUGUGCCUCACGACAGAGCAGCUAUUCUACAUGCUAAAAAUGUUGGACCUCAGAAGAAAACGUUUUUAUAUGAGCUAAACCACAGAGGUCAACGAUCAUUGGGAAGUCGUUAUAACACCGAUGUUGGUCGUCACUGGGUGACUCACGGGGAUGAUCUCUUCUACCUGUUUACUGGUGAGAACACUGAGUGGAAGCCACUGGAGAGGCCAGAGGACCUCACACUGAGACACAUCAUGCUCAAACUCUGGACCAAUUUUGCAGCUACUGGGAAUCCAACACCUGAUGACUCUCUAAAUAUAGUGUGGGAAGCUGCACGUCCAGACAACCUCCAUCACUUGUCUCUCACACCGACCCCCACCAUGAAGGCAGACUAUAGGCACAAGGUUCGUGCUUUCUGGGACUCACUGCCAACUCAACAGAACUUGUUGCUUCACUCAGAAAAUUUAAUAGUUACAAAAGAUAAUGCUGAACCUGUGGAAGCGAGUAAAGAUUUGGAAUUUAAGAUACACUUUCAAAUGGAAAAUAAACCAAGCAGUUCUGCUGCUCACAGUGAGUUGUAGCGCUGAUAUGAUGACAAUAAAGAAUUAUUGACUGUUAAUUAUUGAUGGAAUACUGACGGCACCAACCAGAUAUGGAAUGAUUUAUUUGGUAAAUUUAUCAUGCAUGCCAUGUUGUAAAGUCAAUAGUUCACAGAACCAUACUGUAACCAGGUACUGAGAGAAGUUUUUUUUGGGGGGGUGGGGAGGGUAGGGUGCUAACUAAACAAGUUACAGCAGUAUAUGUACCAAUGAUAUGUAGAUUUCUCUUAUCUCACACUAAUUCAAGUUCCUUCUCACUAUAUGCUCGGGUCUAGGAUAGUUCAUUAAUGUCUUACAAAGUCUAGCAGAUACAUACAUUUAUGACAAGUCUGUCUUAGCCUCUGAUACUUACCUUACCUUCCAUUCAGAAAAUAGGUUAUUUAGACCAUUAUCAUAUAAAAAUAAUUAUAUAUUCAGUGCAUAACUAUUUACAGCAUUUACAUACAACAAGUAGUUUCGCCCAACCUUCACAACAUGUAGUAUAUAACCGUCUAGUGUAGGACUCAGCCAUUCCACCACAUGUGUACCUAGUCAUGUGGUCCCGUCUGAAAAUAAUUACUUCUUACUUGAAACAACCCAGUGUUUUGAUAACUUGUACCGACGCUGAGACAUACUCUACUGAUGCCACAAUGACUUCACGACCACAUCAGCAGCUGGGACAACAAGUGUCUGAAGACUCAAGAGGACGUCAGCUUACCAAGAUGUUACCAUAGCUCCAGAAAGAGGAUGACUACCGACCCUACCCUCCUCGGGGAACCAGAGCAAGACUGAAGAUGAAGGAUGUCGUCCAACCGGAGGAAUCAUUACAACACAUCCAUGCAGAAAGGAAGUAAGAUGAUCGACAACCCCCCACUGCGGGGCCGACGCAUUGUCACUAUUUGGAAAAGACCCGUGCUGGGAUAGUACCGGCCCGGGUCUUACUGUUGCAAUAUUAAACCAGGAAAAUCACAUCUUGCCCAGAAAUAGGAGAGUAGCUACAUCCAGUCUGGUCAACACAAUAAUGGAGAAUGAGCCAACCAUUCCCCAGCACUUAUACCCACAACAAACCACAGUGCAUCACUAUGCACAAUAUUUCUUAACUAAUUUAUUAAUACUCUAUUUCUCACCCAUAACUCUUUAACUUGUCUUAUACUUUUAAAAUACUGUUGUUACAAAAUAAUUAUUAUAAUUA
Molecule: messenger RNA, 3165 nt
Organism: Cherax quadricarinatus
Lineage: Eukaryota; Metazoa; Arthropoda; Malacostraca; Decapoda; Parastacidae
Product: carboxylic ester hydrolase
Source: RefSeq, a predicted model, not a curated record